GUGAAGUGUCUGCGUGCAGUUGUUCACAAUGUAGUGCUGAUCGACAGGCCUAUUCUUUUGUGAACAGCAGAUGGCGCUGUUAAAGCAUCACCUCUGUGCUGCGCUGCUCCUAAUGGAGUUUGUGCUUCUAGCUGCAUCUGAAAGUAGCUGUCCAGCUUAUGCUGGGGUGCCGGGCACACCUGGACACAACGGCAGCCCUGGCAGAGAUGGAAGAGACGGGUUUCCUGGACCGAAAGGGGAAAAAGGAGAUCCAGGAGUUGGUGCACAGGGACCCCCAGGGAAAAUAGGACCCGUGGGUGUUGUUGGCCCUAAAGGAGACAAAGGAAAUCCAGGUCUGCCAGCUACUGGUGUUCAAAGUGCAUUAGUACUACAACUUCAAUCAGAUGUCAAAUACCUAACUGACAGACUCGCUGCAGUAGAGAAAGUCCUAGGAUUUCAAAUGUUCAGGAAACUGGGACAGAAAUAUUAUGUGUCCGAUGGGCUAAAGGGAACUUUUGAAAAGGCACAGAGGUUCUGCUCUGACGCUGGUGCUAAAAUUGUCCUGCCAAGAAGUGAAGAUGAGAACAAAGUUCUAACAUCAUUGCAAGCUGCCCUCGAGUCUACUUACAUAUAUGUUGGUGCAACUGACAGACAGAAAGAAGGGCAUUUUGUAGAUAUGAAUGGCCAACCUUUAACUUUCACCAACUGGAAAGAAAAUGAGCCAAACGAUCAUAAUGGGGCAGAGGACUGUACAGUUAUUUACAAAAAUGGUGUAUGGAAUGAUAUUAACUGUAGUUCCGAGUAUCAUGUGGUGUGCGAACUGUAAAACAGAUUAUGAAUUGUUAUUGCUCUGAUGUUUGAAUGAUAAAUGAAUAAAGAAAAUCUUAUAAACUGAG
Rhinichthys klamathensis goyatoka is the source of this 875-nucleotide messenger RNA. RefSeq names its product hexose-binding lectin 4 (gene hbl4). NCBI's taxonomy places the organism in Eukaryota, Metazoa, Chordata, Actinopteri, Cypriniformes, Leuciscidae. The transcript has 5 exons. The record is from RefSeq and is a predicted model, not a curated record. Bases 71 to 805 code for a protein of 244 amino acids.